CCUCAUCAGUGCCACAUCAAUGCCACAUAUCAGUGCCUACCAGUGCACAUCAAUGCCACAUAUCAGUGCCCAGCUGCCUUUCAGUGCCACCUAUCAAUGCCAAUCAGUGCCACCUACCAGUGUUGCCAAUCAGUGCCGCCUAUCAGCGCGCAUCAGUCGCCACCUAACGCUACGUUCACACUAGCCUUGUGUGCAGGCGGCAGAGAGAGGCAGUGCCGCCCAUCAGUGCCAGUCAGUGCCGCCUAUCAGUGCCAUGUAUCAGUGCUGCCUUUCAGUGCCCAUCAAUGAUGCCUGUCAAUGCCCAUCAGUGCCACCUACCAGUGCCUCCUCAUCAGUGCCACCUAUCAAUGUCCAUCAGUGCAGCCUAUCAGUGCCCACCACUGCAGACUCAUUAG
Molecule: messenger RNA, 395 nt
Organism: Staurois parvus
Lineage: Eukaryota; Metazoa; Chordata; Amphibia; Anura; Ranidae
Source: the annotation of a GenBank genome assembly